CUUUGCGGCGGCGGCGGCGGCGCUGUUUGCUCGUCUUCUACACACGCCCAGUGCGAGUGGCCGCCGGUACCAGCAAGCGGCACCGACCGGCCUCUAUUAUUAGAGUUCUCUCACAUCUACGCUGCACGAACGGUUAGCGUUGCUUCCCGCCGCAAGGCAAAGCGAGCUCCUGACAGUGUGCGGUCUGAAUGAGGUGAUUUAACCUUGCCACAGCAAGCUGAAAGUCACUUUGCUCUGACGUGACCUCCCUAGAAGGACCAAAGUGAAAACUGCAACCUGCCAAGCCAUUCAGACACAUACCACCCGCCUGGAGCCUGUGAAUGUGAAGAUGGAUGACGGUGGCAGAGCUGCUAGCGGAGCCUCAGUUUCGCAGGCCAGUGGGGUGGCAACUGCUAGGAAGAAUGUGCCAACUGCUUGUCCCCCUGCUACCAAGCAAAAGGCCAGCAAGCCCCCCCAGCCACCAAACAAGGUUCCCAACAAGAAACAGCCAGCAGCCCCUGUAGCUGCUUCUCCUUCAGUUCCUAGUGGAGCUUCCAGAACACUUGGACAUGGACCUGCCCGGAAGGCCAACAUGCAGCAGCCCAAGCAGCCAGCAUCCAAGACUAGUAACGUUGACAACUUGUCUGCUAGAGCGACAAUGAAAAAGGCAACAGGGGACAAGGCAAGUGGACUGAAGACGUCAGAAAAGAUGGCUGCGGAGAAGGAAGUGCAGCAGAAACCCCCAAAAGGGACCACACAGCCCAUAGCAUCUAAAGCACCUUCAACAAAGCCCAGCAGAACUGAACAGACUAAAACUUCCAGGACUUGGUUGCCAGGAACAAAGAAUUCAACCUCAUCCUCUUUAAACAGAACUGCAACUAAUGAUAAGAAUGUGGGCAAACAUAAGCCAACACCACCACCUGCUGGUCAGGCCACGUCAGCACAGCAGCAGAAAAACACUCUGGCAACACAGAGAGAUGCCUCUAGAGCUGCCACAGUUUUAAAGGCCAAGGUUUCAAGCUCCAACUCCUCUGUGAAGAUAACACCUGCCUUAAAGCAUCCCAAACACUCAGCCUCCAAAUCACAAUCUGAGCAAAAUCUCGGAGAGAGGAAUGUGACUGCACCUGUGAACAGCAGGUUUGCAACAAAGAAAUUUUCAGACCCCAGUAAGCCCCAAAUUCCAGCCAAGGCAACUGGUGGGAGUCUCCAUCCAACCACUCUUCCAAGAGCCUUCGCUUCUUCUCCCAAACCUCUGCCUCCUUCAGGCAAGAAGCUUCUGAAGAAAGAUAGUCUUUCCAGUCGUGAGCAGGUGUCCCCCCAAAAGAAGCCUCAAGAGACAAUUGCCAAGGAAGGGAAUGGCAAGAAAACCAUCAAGGAAGCAGAAAGUGCUUCAGACAAGGAUACAACGUUUCUAGAAAAGUUGGAAUCUACAGCAGCAGAAGAAACUGUUGACCAGCCACUCUCCCAGGAGACUGCAAACUGUUGCAUAACAGUAGUAGGGAUGAAGCAGAUGGAACCAGGAGACUUGGAAGAAGACAGAGCUGAACAGACAAACAUUAAUGCUUCAGAAGGGCUGCCUCCAGCACUCCUUGAGGCACCUGUGGUCUGCCCUGGACCACAAGAUAUUGGUAUAUCUUCUGUUAGUGAGAUGCCUCACUUGACCACUCCUGAUGUCCUGGAGGUACAUUGUGAUAGUAGUGAUGAAACACAUAAUUUAGAGCCAGAACUCCCUUGUGAAACAUCUCCUCCCAUUCAGUUGGAGCUCUCUCACCAAACUUCUCCAGCAGAAACCUUAUGGCAUGAAGAAGGAGGCAUGGACUCUGAGCAUCUCAGAGAACAAACAUCUCAUUUUGAUGCUCCAGUGGCUAUUGAGCAGCCCCAUUUCUUGCACAACCCUGACACAUCAUCUCUUGAUGUACAUCAUAUUUCAACAACAUCCUUUCCAGCUGAGGAUUCCCAGAUUUUAAUAAAUGAGUCCAUUCCUGUGCUUGAGAGAUCUCCUUCUUCUGAGUCCUUGACCUUAGAGUCUGAAUUGCUUGAAGAGACUCAAACUAUAAAGCUAGUAGUUCUGGCUGAGCCACAGGAGGAUCCCAGUCUUUCAGCAGAGCACUCUCUCUCUGUUAGCCAGGUUGAUCCAACCUUAAACACUGUAACAGAGUCACUAGCAGUGGGCCACAAUGACAGCAGUGAAUUGGAAAUGGUGAAUAGGGUAUUGAAUUUGUGUCAGAACUCAGAGGAAGAACUGCAGAAGGAAGUGGUAUCUCUAGAGGUAGGAAAUGAAAGACAUGAAAGACUGAAGAGCCCCCUAGAUCUUGCAACUAAAGAUAGUGAACUUACACAGAAAGUAGUCACUUCUCAGCAGAUGGAGGAUGUGCAUUGUGUCCCUAUUCGUGCUGAAAAUGAAGAGCUAAUGGAAGUUCUGCAAGUAGCAGAUCAUUUAAUAAUGGGAGCAGCUACUCAAUACCAAACCCGCCUCCCUGUGUUUGUGGCAGCAACCUCAAUUCCUACACAAUUGCCUGGAGAGCCUUUUGAAGCCUAUGAUGAUCAGUCUAGCAGCUUAGAUGAAUACCCCACCAUUGGAGAACUUGAGGAUGAUGCAGUCAUUCCAGAAGAAUGCAUGAGUAAUGUGAAGCAAGAAGAGGCCACCCAAUAUGAAACUCCAGACUUCUUGUUUCAUCCUUCAGGGGAGCUCUCACCAAAUAGUGGUACUGCUCAGCUGUCAAUGCACAAACCUCAGAGCUUGCCUUUGAAGAGCUUGGAUUUGUUACAAGAAUACCCAACUGAGUUAACUGAAAUGCCAGAGUUGCUGUUAAGUAGUACAGAGCUGAAAGCUCUCUCCCCAGAGAAGGGAGGCUCAUCUUCCAAAUCCAGCACCCUAAGUGGGCCUGAUCUAGCAGGUAAGAGCAGCAGUGAAACUAGCACACCUGAAGAGCUACGGGAGUAUGACAGUAGCUCUGGAGUUGAGUCCAAAUCAGAUGAGAAAUUGGAACAAACCUGUCAUCAGCUCCUGAGUCCCUUGGAGGACCUCCCUGGUGAACUUGAUCUGGGCAUCCACAUGGAAAAGGGAGAUGAUGAGGCAGAGACCCUGCCAGCAGAUGAAGUCCUUGGAGAUCCACCUACUGAACCCACUGUAUCCUCCGAAGAGGAAGCCGAACUGGAUGCAGAUCUUCUGAAGGAAGCAGGCUUUCCCAAAACAGUAUGCCUCUUGACAUCACCUCUUCCAACCAAGUCACAUUUGCCCCAUUCGGUAGAGGAGUCUGAUGAACCAGGUUCUGGUGAUGCUGGCACAGAAACCCCAGCCUCAACCAACUCUGCAGCUUCGUGUGAUGUUUUUGGUGCCUUCCAUCUCCAUUCAACUGACAGCUGUGGCAAAAGCCCCGGCCUCUCUUCCCUGGACAGCGAAGAACAUUCCACCGAGGGCACUAAGGAGACCUGCAGCAAGAUCCCCAUGGAUUGGGAGCAACACUUGCACCUCACCCCAACGCCCUUGAAGACUGGAGGGCACGAAGAAGAAUCGUCACAGCCUUUCCCUGCCGCUCAUAGUCUGGCUGCAGGUGACAAUGGGGCUGGCUUGCCCUUCCCCUGGGAUCCAUGUCCAUCAGAGAUCCUCUCCACUAUCUAUGAAGUAGAAAGUGGUGCUGAAACACCUGGCCCAGAUGAAGAGGAUGGGAGCCGUUGCUUGCGUGCCACCUCCCGAGAACAGGCUCUUCAGCUAGGAAACAUCCAGGCUACAGUCGUACAGCAGCUAAUCAGCCGAGCCCUGCUCUUCCCAACAGAAGCACCUCCUGGGGCUGUCAGUGGGAAGGGGGCCAUGAACAGCGAAGCAGAGAUUGGCAAAUGGACAGAACUGAUCUCCCCUUUGGAAGAAUCUCGAGCCAGCAUCACUUCUGUGACAAGCUUCUCCCCAGAGGACAUGUCAUCCCCCCAUGGGGAUUGGACUGUGGUAGAAGUAGAAUCCUUCCACUGAUUAUUUCCCCCCUCACAAGUUAUAUAUAUAAGGCAUUUUUUGGAGGUCAUCCGAGUGUAUCUAUUAAAUGUUCAGGAAGGGUCAAGUAUUAGCUGACUGGAGAUACUGUUCUCCCCUUAAUCUUCAGCAGCUAAUGGUUUGAAUAAUUAAGCACUUGUGAAUCAUAAUUACUUUUGCCCCAGGCAGUUUUAGGCCUUAGGUUAUUUUUGGUUCAAUAGACUGACCAACUUUUCAUGUUUGGGACUUCCAGGCCAUACAUUUAUUUCCAGAGGGUGAGGCCCAUCUUUAUUUAGUCAUAACAUGUGAUUGUGCCAACUAUCGAUAUCACUAUCUGUCAAACAUGAUAAAAAUAAAUCCCCUCCACGUACUUUGAUAAGUGCUCAUGUUCUUCAUUAAUGAAAGCUAUCUAACAGAAGAUGCUAGUGGGCUUGAUUACUGAUACCUCCGCAUGGAAAGCUAUGAACAUUUGGUUGCCAGGCUGCCAAUAUUUGAUUUUUUUUUUUGGUCAUGGUAAACUUUGACAAAGUUUACUUUGACAAAAACCAAAUUUCCUGGCAAAGGUGUUUUACCUUGAGGUUUUUUAAGGAAGUAGCAUUUCAAAAUUUGUGCUCACACAAUAUACUUAGGAUGAGACCUAACAGAUGAAUUUGUAUAUUAUCAAACAGCCUGGAUUUGCACAAUAUGUUUGGUACAAGGACAUGGAUUAAUUCAAAAAGUAGUUUAAAUGGGUUGUGUGAAUGUAGCCAGCAUGGAAGAGAAAUUUACAAAUGAGGACAUCUUAGUGUUUUUGAAUGAUUAGUGUAUCUACUAUUUAGAAUGUGGUCACUCUAUGCCUCUUGUCUACUUCUAUGAAGUGGACAACUCAGCAACAUAUGCAACCUUAUACAGUGGCUGGAAGAUACCUUGGAUUCAAAGGGAGAUGUACUUUAGCAUCCUAAACAAGACUAAGUAUGAAAAGACUGCUAAAGAAUCGGUUUUGGAAUUUUUUUUCAAAGAUGCAAUUUUCAGACCACUUAAACUUCUUAUCUGAAUUGGAAAAGUUUAGAAAAUGUAGGGACCAAGUUUCAUUUUGAUGCAAUUGAUUCUUAUACUUGCUCUAGCCCAAGCUCCAUGCUUAUGUAGCUGUAGGCAACUCCCCUUUUUUUUUUCCUUUGUGCCAAGGGUUAUGCCUGGCCAAAUAGAGCUGUAUAUGUGUAGUUGUGAGGGGUUUUCCUGACUUGAUUGGGGCCAAUGCAGUGGUGGGAUGAGGAAUAUCUGGCAUAACUCUUUUAAGUUGUGAAUUACAAUUCCAAGCAGCCUCUGUCAAUUUGUGUAACUGUUUAACGUUAAGACAUUUUUCAGAGAGUCAUAGAUUGGCAGUGAAACCAUGCUAGUUUUGCUCUGGCAUUUGUUAGUAAGAGUAGUAUGAAACUACGCAGCAGCUAUGGGAUGGUGUCCAGCAGCAGCAUGAAUAGAUAAACUGACUCUAUCACACAACAGCAAUUGCUUAAUAGUUCCCUUUAGCCCUGCCAUAUUUUUUUUUGUUACCACAUCUGAGAAUCUACAUUAAACUGCCUAAAUUCAGAGCAGAGAUCACGAUCUAAAAGUUAGACUGCCCUUCUAACCUACUACCAGAUAAACAAUGUGAAAAAGCUUUUUCUAAUUGCCAUAUUUAAGAGGUACUGUACUCAUGAAGCUAAUCUGUUGCAAUACUAUCUUUCUCCUGAAAUGUGAAAUGUGUUUUUAAAAAUGUUCAUCUCAGUAACUCUGCCAUCUUCCUAUACCUACCUUCCCAGUAGUUCGAUUAGUUAAGAUUGAUAUAGAGCCUUAUUGUCUGUAACAAAGUAUUGAUGUGUGCAACUUUUUUUUGUAACGUAGCAAAGUGUGAUAUAGAUUUUUUUAAAAAAAUAAAAAUAAAUUUGAGGUUA
Messenger RNA from Pantherophis guttatus, 5853 nucleotides. It is a transcript of the gene PRR36, whose product is annotated as proline rich 36. Lineage: Eukaryota; Metazoa; Chordata; Lepidosauria; Squamata; Colubridae. The record is from RefSeq and is a predicted model, not a curated record.